Messenger RNA from Tauraco erythrolophus (red-crested turaco), 1212 nucleotides. Lineage: Eukaryota; Metazoa; Chordata; Aves; Musophagiformes; Musophagidae. The record is from RefSeq and is a predicted model, not a curated record.
AGCCUGGAUUUCUGGAGGUUGCUCUACACUCUUCUGAAACAAAUCCACGGAGGCAAGUGGACUGAGUCUGAUGUCAUAGAUACCCAAAUUAGGUUUGUAAAAUCAGCAUUGUGGUACCAUGGCUAUGGCAGGCCAGAACUCUAUCGGCUCCCCUCCGAUGGCUCAGCGGGUAGUCGGGAGCUGCUGCUGGCGUUUUCCUGGCUGCUGCACAGACUUGGCCUCUUGGAGCAGCUUUUGGCUCGGAACAGAGUAAAGACUGGGGAUGAAACCUCUGUAUGCACGUGUGAAGAUGAUCUGCCCAACAGCCAGGAAGGUACAACUGAAAUAGAACCUGAAUACGAGCUAGAAGGCAGAGUAGAUGUUCGACACCUUCAGUGGUUAAAUGGGAGGCUGAGGUUCCAGUGGCGGAGUUUGCAUGCUCAGCACCAAGAACAAUGCAGACUUUUGCACAAGAUCCAUUUAUUCACUAGUGGCUCUCAUGUGGACCAGAUCCUUGGACAUUUUUCUGUCACAGAAACAGAUCUUGUUAGACAACCGGAGAAUUACAAGCAGCUGUUGCAGCUUCUGGAGUCUGAAACCAUGCAACUAGAAGCCUUUCUGGAGUGGAAGCAACUGGAACCAGUUUAUUGGCAGUGGAUGGAAACUGUGUUAGAUAAUAUGGCUGAAGAGGGAAAUACGUGCGAAUCCCAGGAUGCUCAUGUAGAGAAAAGCGGGCUGCCAAAGGUGACCUCGUACUGCCCCUGGGCUGACAGUCUGACUGGACAAAUUGACAGAUUAUCCAGAGAUCUAAUGACUCUCCAUGACCAGCUGCAGAAGCUUGUAACUCGCCGAAAGGCUGCAUGGUGUGAGAAGAUGAAAACAAGAGAGGAUGAACUACAGAAGGAGGGGUUCUCUGCCACUGCUAGAAAGACACAGGAAAGUGUUGAACUAAAGCUGUUAGAUCUUGCAUACCUUUGUGCUCCAAAAAAAAAUAAAAUGCACGGUUCAUGCAGACUGGUGUUCAGAAGAGAGCAUCCUGCCAGCAAAACGGGCUUUGGUAGGUCUGUAUCCAAGGAGCCUGUUCCAGCUGUCAGUGCUACAGAGGUGAUCAGAGAACUGCGGGUGAGAGAGGCCAGCCUGGAGAGAGAGCUGAAGCAGCUGCAGGAAGAAUGCAGGCAGAGGCUGGAUGAAAUUGCAGAAGGGUUGGAUGGAGUGAUUUGUAUCUCCCCUUGA